AUGUCCUUCUGUUUCUGGGAUUUGAGGUCUACCUCGCCGGCGCACGGCUCUUUCGAGUUGGCGAUGGGAAAUCAGCGGGCUGGUCCGGCUGAAAUGGAAUUCUUCCAGCGUGAUUUCGAAGUAAUGAGCUUCUUCACCAGUUGUCACUCGGACUGCUUUCUCACGUCACAUUUGCUUGUGGUUAAGUAUCUUCGUGAAGGGGACGAGGUGUAUGGGAAGAUUGUCUUGGAUGAUGACAAGAUUAAGAAGAAUGACGGUGGGAAAAACGUGCUGCUUCAAACGUGCAUGACCGAGAGGGCACGAGUCGAGGCUUUGAAGGAUCAAUUUGGGAUUGAGCUGACCGAGGAGGAACAGAACGGGAUCCAAGGAAGGAUGUCGGCACUGGCGACGAGCGAUAGUUAA
This is a messenger RNA of Aspergillus oryzae RIB40, 402 nucleotides long. RefSeq lists its product as uncharacterized. The transcript has 2 exons. The record is from RefSeq and is a predicted model, not a curated record. Lineage: Eukaryota; Fungi; Ascomycota; Eurotiomycetes; Eurotiales; Aspergillaceae. The coding region runs from base 1 to 402 and encodes 133 amino acids.